AUGAACGAACCCACCCAAUUUUACACCGAGAGUGAGGCGACGAACGGGUACUACAGCCAGAACGGCGACGGCACGGGACUGAUGCGCGACCUGAGCUCACCGGGGCUGUCGUCGAAUUUUUACGAGGCGGCGCCCGAGCUGGGGCAUUACUACGAUACCUCCGCCCCCGCCGCCGAGGUCGAGCCCGCCGCCGAACAGCCGUUCUACGUCAACGCUAAGCAGUACCACCGCAUCCUCAAACGACGUAUUGCUCGAGCUAAGCUCGAGGAGAACCUCAAGAUCGCCCGGACCCGCAAGCCCUACUUGCACGAGUCGCGGCAUAAACACGCCAUGCGGCGACCUCGAGGACAGGGAGGGCGGUUUUUGACGGCGGCCGAGAUUGCCGAAAAGGAGAGACAGGACAAGUUGAAGGAGAUGGAACAAAAUGGCGAGCUGGCCCCGUCGCAAGACCCGCUGCUGGCGCUGCUGCUGGCGGGUCAGCCCCAAACCACGUGA
Messenger RNA from Diutina rugosa, 495 nucleotides. RefSeq names its product Hap2p (gene HAP2). The transcript has a single exon. Bases 1 to 495 code for a protein of 164 amino acids. Gene Ontology annotation, biological process: regulation of transcription by RNA polymerase II. Gene Ontology annotation, molecular function: DNA-binding transcription factor activity, RNA polymerase II-specific; RNA polymerase II cis-regulatory region sequence-specific DNA binding. The record is from RefSeq and is a predicted model, not a curated record. Gene Ontology annotation, cellular component: CCAAT-binding factor complex. Lineage: Eukaryota; Fungi; Ascomycota; Pichiomycetes; Serinales; Debaryomycetaceae.